This is a messenger RNA of Saprolegnia parasitica CBS 223.65, 837 nucleotides long. RefSeq lists its product as hypothetical. NCBI's taxonomy places the organism in Eukaryota, Oomycota, Saprolegniomycetes, Saprolegniales, Saprolegniaceae. The record is from RefSeq and is a predicted model, not a curated record. Bases 52 to 837 code for a protein of 261 amino acids. The transcript has a single exon. Gene Ontology annotation, cellular component: extracellular region.
CGGCCAUCCUGGCCUUUCUUGCUGCAGAUCAUUUUGGGGUACCCGACCAACAUGACGCACUGCGAUCGCCCAACGCUGACGCGGUUUCUGGCAAAGGCCGGGGCGCUUCCUCAAGCGCAGUCAUGCGCGACGGACGCAAAUAUGACGGUCGCCGACGCAACCUCUGCCAAGGUGCCCACAGCGACGCAGGUCCAGGCCAUUGAGCGCAGCAGCAACUGCCGCGACUGGCUGACGCAACUCGAAGCUCUCGCCGGAAACGAGACGUGCAUCGAGCUCCAGCUUCUGAUGCGCGUGUCGUGGGACAUGGCGACCGCGUACUUGAAGGUUGCGAGCUACCCGUUAGCAGACGACGCGUGCCCACCAACCCAGGUGCAGGCGGCGAUCUCAUCGCUCUUCACCAACGCCAACUUGAUGCCGUGCUUGUCCGUCUCGGGGCUCUACUCCACGUUUGCGAUGCGUACGCCGCCGAGCCAAGGACAGUUGGAGCAAGCCCGUACGAACCGGUACUGCCAAGGCCUCUAUGUCGACCUGCAAGCGCUCGCAACGACGUUCCCCAACUGCAACCUGGACCAACAAGGCGUGCACAUGAACGUCCACGCACUCAGCAACGUCUCGUUUGACACGGUAGUUGAUUGGGGCGAGCUCGCAGCGGCGGCGGUGGCGGCGAAUCCAGGCCCUUUGUCGCUAGCGGCCGUGACGACGCCAAGGCCAAUGUUUGUGCUCAUGCCCUUUCUCGUCAUGACCGUUCUCUGCGUGGCCGUACUCGCAAACGCACGUCGCGGGCGCUGGUAUGCCUCGAGCUCCAAGGACGAGCGUAUGCGUCUUCUUGGCGACUAA